Molecule: messenger RNA, 1350 nt
Organism: Entrophospora sp. SA101
Lineage: Eukaryota; Fungi; Glomeromycota; Glomeromycetes; Entrophosporales; Entrophosporaceae
Source: the annotation of a GenBank genome assembly
AUGUCUUUUAUUCAAUCGAUUUAUCGUAGUAACAAAACUUCAAUUCAACAUUCAACAAAACAGACAAUAUCAAAGCCUUUAAAAAACGACAUUACUACUCCAGUAGCUGCAUCAAAUAAUACUUCACAACAUCAACAUACUAAAAUGUCUUCUUUCAAACUUGGCAAAAAAUUCCAUAUCCCACUUUUCAAUAAUACUGCUAAAACUGCCCCCGCAAAAGCAGCUGCUAAAGAUACUUGUGAAACUAGCUCAAAUGACACAACUUUAAAUUCAAUUCCAUCAAUACGUAAACAAACUAUUGUGCAUCGUACUGACAUUGGUAACAGGAGAAAUACUAUUUGGUCUGAUACUGUCGAGGAAGAUUUAGUUGACAAUUUAUCACCAAUCGAGCUCAAAAGACAAGAAGUUCUUUUCGAAAUUAUUAAAACUGAGCAAGAAUAUGUACGUGACUUGAAAUUAAUGGAAGAAUUAUUCAUAAAUCCAAUCAAAGAAGCCGAACAAAAAAGCAGAAAACAAAUAGUCCCUGAAAAUUUAAACAAAAUUUUUAAUUCUGUUUCCUACUUUUUAUUCAUUCAUGAAGUCAUCAGUAACUGUUUAAAUGAACGUCAAGAAAACCAAUCUCCAUUAGUAAGAAGCAUAUCAGAUAUCCUCUUGGCCUACGUGUGGGUAUUCCGUGCUUAUGCACCUUAUCUUAUACACUAUGAAAAAGCCUUGAGAGAACUCAGUGAUGCCGUUCGCAAGAAAAACAAAUUGGGUCAAUUGGUCAGAAAGCAACAAAAAUUUGCAACCUGUAGAAAUAUGCCAUUAUCAACCUACCUUCUUAAACCAUUCCAACGCUUAUUGAAAUAUCCAUUACUCAUCACAAAUUUACUCAAAUGCACCGACAAAGAUGGUUACGAUUAUGAGAACACUGUGUCAUUAAAAACUAAACUCGACAACGUGCUUCAAGAUGUCGAAGGUCAAAAACAAAGUCAGGACAAUAUUGAUCGUCUUAGAGAAUUAGAAACCAGAAUUCAAGGUCUUGGUCAUUUCCGCCUUGCUGUCAAUCAUCGUCAACUUGUGGGUGAAAAUCCUGCUUGUCAAAACAUAAACAAACCACCAUCUUCAUCAAUUCGUAAAACAUCAUUAACCGUAGCUUCAGCUCCUGAACUACAAUCAAAACGACAUUCUAUACGAAAUCUUUAUACACUAGAAUGUAACGAUAUCGUCCUUUUGGCUGAAAGAACAGGUCUAACGAAAGAAGGUCAACCAAUUUAUAAAUUGGUUUCUAAUCCUCCAAAAAAUCAAGAGGAACCUGCUGUCUACGUUCAUCACAAAUCCCAAGAUUCUGGCUAUUUCUCUGAGGAAUGA